GUGUCACGACUGGCUGUCACAAGACUUUUCACCGAGGACCCGAGGACGAGGGACGAUGAGGCUGAUCUUGGUGUUUUGUGCUUUAUCUUCGGCGUGGGUCGCCAACGGCCAGCUCUUGAGAUAUGAAGGGAAGAUACAUUUUGGUGCAGAUGGUCAUGACCAGCUGCCCCAUAGCAAGAAACUGCUUGGUGGAGAUGGACAUGAUGAGCAACCUCAUGGCCAGAAACUUCUUGGAGUAGAUGACCAUGAUCAGAGAGCCCAUAGUCAGGUUCUCCUUGGUGGUGAUGGCCAUGAUCAGAGGCAUCACAGCCAGCCACUUCUUGGAGCAGAUGGUCAUGAUAUGCGACCCCAUGGACAGAAACAUCUUGGCGGAGAUAGCCAUGAUCAGCAACCUCAUGGACAGGCACUCUUUGGUGCAGAUAACCAUGAUCGGCUACCCCAUCAUAAAACUCUUCUUGGGGCUGAUGGCCAUGAUCAGCAACCUCAUACUCAGACUCUCCUUGGGGCUGACAACCAUGAUCAGCGACCUCAUUCUCGGCCAAUCCUCGGUGCCGAUGGACAUGAUCAACGAUCUCAUGGUCAGACUACUCUUGGUGAAGAUGGUCAUGAUCAGAGAAAUCACAAACAGAGACUUCUUGGUGAAGAUGGGCAUGACCAACGACCCCAUAGUCAGACUCUCCUUGGGGGAGAUGACCAUGAUCAGCAACCCCAUGGCCAGGUUCUUCUCGGAGGAGAUGGGCAUGAUCAGCAAUCGCAUGGACAGGAAGAAGAUGGAGAUAGUCCUCGCGAACUGAGCCACACCCACAUGUUCAAAAGUUUCAUGAAGAAACACAACAAAUCUUACGACAGCCAGCAUGAAUUUAAGAAGAGGUUUAGCAUCUUCCGUCACAACAUGAAGAAGAUCCACAUCCUUCAGCAGAGUGAGAAGGGAACCGCCAAGUACGGACCCACCAAGUUUGCCGAUCUUACUGAACACGAAUUCCGCCAGAUGCUAGGCUUGCGGCCUGACCUCAGGCCAACACUUUCCCAAAUGGAACCUGCUGAAAUCCCAAGUGGAGAUAUUCCUACUGAAUUUGACUGGAGAGAUCAUGGUGUUGUUACCCCAGUAAAGAACCAGGGAAUGUGUGGAUCUUGCUGGGCCUUCUCUGUGACUGGUAAUGUUGAAGGACAGUGGGCUUUGAAGCACAAGCAUCUGUAUUCUCUCUCUGAACAAGAACUUGUUGACUGCGAUAAAACUGACGAAGGAUGCAACGGAGGCAUGCCUGAAAAUGCUUACGAGGCCAUUGCAAAGCUUGGUGGCUUGGAGUCUGAGAACGAUUACCCUUAUGAAGCUAAGGAUGAUACAUGUCACUUCAAUAAAAAUAAGGUGAAGGUUACCGUCAAUGGAUCAGUGGAGCUUCCUCAGAACGAGGAUGACUUGGCAAGGUGGCUUGUCAAGCACGGCCCCAUCUCUAUUGGAAUCAAUGCCAAUGCUCUGCAGUUCUACGUAGGUGGAGUCUCCCAUCCCUUGAAGUUCCUGUGCAACCCCAAGAGCUUGGAUCAUGGCAUGCUGAUUGUUGGAUAUGGUGUACACACCUAUCCCGUUUUCAAGAAGACUCUUCCAUUCUGGAUUGUAAAGAAUUCCUGGGGAGAGGAAUGGGGUGAACAGGGAUACUACCGCGUGUACCGAGGAGAUGGCACAUGUGGAGUGAACCAGAUGGCCACAAGCGCCAUUGUUCCUUAGGUGCUGUGAUCUCAGCAAAGAAGAAUUUUUAGUGUGACCAACUCUAAUAUAUCUUAGAGCUUUUGUAGGUGUUAGUGGUUUCCAUCACUAAGGUUGUGGUAUUAAAUUCUGUAAGUUUGACUGAUGUAUUUUAUCAAGAGUUCUUGAUUUUUACACAUAUAAUUUUCAUUCUGCUCUUUCUAGUUAUUGAAGGCAAUGCUAGAUAAAGGGUUCUUGUAUGUUUUAUUUUGUUGGAAUGAAAACAAAGAUGAUUCAAUUUAUUUUUAUUUUUAUUCUAUUGUUGAAAAGAUUGCACGUUGCAUUAUCUUGUUUUUUAUUGUAAUACAUUCUAGUGCAUCCCAAAGAGCAGCAGAAAAAAAUACAAUAUAUGAUAAGGUGAUCCUACUUAAGACCUGUAGUCACAAAGAAUCUAAGUAACUUUUAAUGUGUAUUGAGGACAUCUCCUCUAUAAUUGAUUGUAUACUCAUUGUUUUCAGACCAAAGUGUAAUGAACAAAUAUGGGUCAUGACAGUGUGUGAGAAGUAAAUUCAUAUUAGAGCUGGAUGAUAUAUAAACUAUUAUAUAUGAUGUAAAAGUGUUUCCUGAUAUUUUUUAGUAAUUAUUUUAUAUAUAUUUUUAUAUAUACAGUAAUUAUAUAGCAUGCUUAUACUUUGUGAUGGUAAUUACCUGCUUUAUUCAUUAUCACUCAAUAUCUAUGUAUAUUUAAUUGUGUUUUUGGAAAAUGCCUAAAUCUGUAAUCCAGAUCCUGUUGGAAAUGCCUCCUGUAGUAACUUUUGCCCUGUAUUGCUAUGUGCUUCUCAAUUCUCUGAAUAUGUAAUAUUUCAUAUACUCAUUAUGUAGCUAGGUAAAGGACUAUAGGAACAGAAGUUCACUUAGUAAUAUAUAUAUAUAUAUAUAUAUAUAUAUAUAUAUAUAUAUAUAUAUAUAUAUAUAUAUAUAUAUAUAUAUAUAUAUAUGAUGUGGUGUGUGGUUAACUUUAAUGCAUGGAAGAAUAUGAUUUCCAUAGAAACUCAAAAGUAAGACUCAGGACAGAGAGAGUAUGUGCCACAAAAUUUGAUGUAGAGGUUGAAGGAUAUGUUGCAUGUGCUUCAGAUCACCGAUUGAUAUUUUUUAAGGCUAAAGUGGAGCACACAGAGUGCUGGAUAAAUAAAUAAUGACUAGGAUUUUGGUUUGUAAAGACUGGUUAAAUGCUAACACUAGCAUUAUCAUUGGUGUAUUAUAUGUAUAUAUAUAUAUAUACAUACAUACACUUAUAAAGAACAAGGACCAGGAUUUAGUAAAUUGAAAUACUGAAAAUCCAGAUAUUUUCAUAUUGUUAUUUGUCGAAACUGGUGUUCAGUAGUUGUUAUAAGCAAGUAUUUUAUAACUUCUGUCAAAGCUUUUAUGUUCUUAUCAGGUAUAGUUGGCAACUAUAAAUGCAUAUGAUAUGGUUUGAUAAAGAGAAAUCAGGAUGAUUAAAUGUUCAGUAUUCUUCUAGGGUCACAAUAAAGUUUUCAUAUUCUGAUAAUAAUUAAUAUACAUGCAAUAAAUAUAUAUUAACCUUUAA
Messenger RNA from Penaeus indicus, 3269 nucleotides. Its product is annotated as cathepsin F-like. Bases 56 to 1723 code for a protein of 555 amino acids. The transcript has 23 exons. NCBI's taxonomy places the organism in Eukaryota, Metazoa, Arthropoda, Malacostraca, Decapoda, Penaeidae. Gene Ontology annotation, cellular component: lysosome. The record is from RefSeq and is a predicted model, not a curated record. Gene Ontology annotation, molecular function: cysteine-type endopeptidase activity.